Messenger RNA from Neopelma chrysocephalum (saffron-crested tyrant-manakin), 2577 nucleotides. It is a transcript of the gene PHACTR3, whose product is annotated as phosphatase and actin regulator 3. Bases 363 to 2000 code for a protein of 545 amino acids. The record is from RefSeq and is a predicted model, not a curated record. Gene Ontology annotation, molecular function: actin binding. Lineage: Eukaryota; Metazoa; Chordata; Aves; Passeriformes; Pipridae. Gene Ontology annotation, biological process: actin cytoskeleton organization. The transcript is spliced from 13 exons.
CAGAGCACAAUUAAUGAGCCCGGCGCUGUCAGUGAGACAUGAUUGUGGUGGUUAAAAUAGGCAAUGCCUUCAUCUGUUUUACAUAAGAUACACAGCCCUGGAGAGAGCCCAAAGGGUCCAUCCUGCUUGAAAAAGUGAAGGAGUUUCAAGGGAGAGCAGGAACAGGGGAAAGGAAAUAACCAUUUUCUUCUGGGAUUGAGCUGCUGCAUUUCGUGUGCUCUGAGCAGCAGCAGCACUCAGAGGUGAGUAGAAGGAAUAGAAGAAAUGAAUAGAAACAUGGAGAAAUACUUCCUUCCUGCCAUGGAUGCUUUAUUUUGUUAAACUGAUCCAUCAUAUCUACUUGGAGUUUUAACUGAGAUGAGAUGGAGCAAUCCCCGGCAGUGCGCUCGGACUACUUGGUCUCAGGGAUUCGAACUCCACCAGUGAGGAGGAACAGCAAACUGGCAACACUGGGCAGGAUCUUCAAACCAUGGAAGUGGAGGAAAAAGAAAAAUGAGAAGCUAAAGCAGACGUCUGCAGUGCUGGAGAAGAAGAUGACAGCACGGCAAGGGCGGGAUGAGCUCAUUAAGAAAGGCCUUCUGGAGAUGAUGGAACAAGAUACUGAAGGCAAAGCCUGCACUGGUGAGGAUACCACGAGAGUGACACAGGGUGACCCUCCAGCCCCUGUGUGCCAGGCACUGGCUCCAGAAGAGGACCAGCAAGAGAGUCCAACAGCAGCCACAACUGAUGUGACCUCCUUUGGUGAGGAGCUGCAUUUGGAGGAGCUGAAAGAAGAUGCAGCCAAGAAACCUUCAGCACCCACGGAAGAAUCAGAGGAUGCCAGCCUGCCAGCAUCUGAAGACAGUCCACAAGCCUUACUUGCACCUGAAUCCACAGAUUCCCCCCAGAAACAGAUGGAAAGAAACCCAGCACAGCUUCCCAGCCCUCCAUUGCUCCCAGCUCCACCACCUAAGGCAAUCUCCAAAAUCACAAAGAGCAUCACAGGAAGUGAAGGUGAUGACCCGGCCAUGAAAUCUCCUCCUUCCACCAUCCUGAAGAAUUAUGUCAUUGUUGGUUCCUCCCAAAUCUCAGGACAAGCUGCCCUUUUCCAUCCCUCUGGCCAGAAAAGCUCAGACCCCCUUGGCAGGGGACAGGUGACGACACCAACGGGUUCCCCCCACAUGGCUGCUGUUCACCUGCCUCUGCCUCCCAGCAGAGUCAUCGAGGAGCUGCACAGGGCUCUGGCCACCAAACACCGCCAGGACAGCUUCCAUGGAAGAGAAAGCAAAGGCUCUCCAAAAAAAAGAGUGGAUGUGCGUCCAUCCAGAACAUCCAGCAUGGAGCGCAACAAGGAGAAGGAGAACUCCCUGAGUUACAGCAGCGACUCAGAAAACAAGAGGAACUCAGUUAAAGAGUCAGAUGAGAACAAAGAAAACAUGAUCAUGAACUCAGAGCUCAAGGAAGACUCUGUUUUUUAUCAGGAUGAGGAAGUUUUGAAUGACUCCAUUAUUUCUGGUACUUUGCCAAGAAAAUGCAAGAAAGAACUGCUGGCAGUAAAACUACGGAACAGACCAAGUAAGCAGGAGCUGGAAGACAGGAAUAUUUUCCCGAGGAGGACAGAUGAGGAAAGACAGGAAAUCCGGCAGCAAAUUGAAAUGAAACUCUCAAAGCGACUCAGCCAAAGACCCGCUGUUGAGGAGCUGGAAAGAAGGAAUAUCCUUAAACAACGAAAUGAUCAGACGGAGCAGGAAGAAAGAAGGGAAAUCAAACAGAGACUGACAAGAAAGCUUAACCAGAGACCUACAGUCGAUGAACUGAGAGACAGAAAAAUCCUGAUUCGAUUCAGUGAUUAUGUGGAAGUGGCAAAGGCACAGGACUACGACAGGAGAGCAGACAAACCAUGGACACGACUCUCAGCAGCAGACAAGGCAGCAAUUCGGAAAGAGCUGAAUGAGUACAAAAGCAAUGAAAUGGAGGUACAUGCAUCCAGCAAACAUUUGACAAGAUUUCACAGGCCAUAGAAAUUUUCUUCUGAGAAGAAUCUGUCUUUACUUUUUGAUAUUGCUGCUGAACACGCAUCAGGGAAUAUCUGAGUCUUUCCCUCCAGUUCAGAGCAGGAUCCCUUGGUGUUUGUGUGAAGGACUCUGAGCUGAGGUCUCUGCAGCACUUAUGGACAGAGAGCCCAGGGCUGCCCCUCGCUCUGGAGGCAGGAGAGCCCUGGCCUGGGACUGGGACGAGCUGCUGACAAAGACUGAAGCAAAGCAACUUGGAAGAGCCUCCUACUCUCCUUUCACACUUGUUUGGAACUGUUUUGCAGCCUGUCUUGGAAGAGGAGAUGUUGUGCAUGUACAGGCUUUACCAUUCCAAGGCCUCUGACAUAAACGGACAUGACACACUGUCAUCCAGUAUUAUGUUGACGAGACAUUUUGAACUUGCCACAAUUAGUUUGUAAAACACUUAAGUUCAUGUUCUAAAAACUAAUUUAAUGUAUUAUAAUUUCAUUCUUUUUUAUAUAAUGUCUAACAGAAUCACAGCUGCAAGCAUUUUUGAUUCCUGUUACUUUUGUUCUUUAAUUAAAUGACUACUUAUUGCAGGAAA